This is a messenger RNA of Fusarium vanettenii 77-13-4, 2415 nucleotides long. RefSeq lists its product as uncharacterized. The transcript is spliced from 2 exons. Gene Ontology annotation, cellular component: plasma membrane. Gene Ontology annotation, molecular function: ferric-chelate reductase activity. Gene Ontology annotation, biological process: copper ion import; iron ion transport; intracellular iron ion homeostasis. NCBI's taxonomy places the organism in Eukaryota, Fungi, Ascomycota, Sordariomycetes, Hypocreales, Nectriaceae. Bases 1 to 2256 code for a protein of 751 amino acids. The record is from RefSeq and is a predicted model, not a curated record.
AUGGCUCUCAAGCUGUGCCUGCUGCUUGGCUGGCAUACCGGUCUAGCACUGUCCGAUGGCACCGGCAUGAUUGGAUGGGGAAAGACCAUGUACCAUCCUGCCUGUGCCUUUGCAUGCCGCGGUGUCGUUAAAGGCUGUCCUUUGAACUGUACCCCGAAAGAGGAUGAUGCAGCGAUCCAUGGCUCAGGACACUCAACCACCACCACGCCGCCAGAAUGUUACACCAGCGAUCCUGCGUUUCUCAAGACGAUGGCACUCUGCAUCAACACUUAUUGCCCGGGAAGUGACGCGCCUGAGCUUGCCUUGAUUGAAGACUACUGGCGCGGUCACUUGGCUUCCGGUACUGUCGGCACCAAGGAGUGGAAGCCCGUCAUGUCCUAUCAGAACGCUCUCGAAGGAGCUAAAAAGGACGAGGAAGAAGCUUCAGGGAAAAUGAGUAAUGAGACGAGCAGCCACGACAAUCAUUCAAGAAAGAUCAAGGCCAGACAGCAUGGAGGACAUGGCGGGCAGACAGAGGAGACAACGGAAUCUGAACCGGAUACUUCGUUGCCCAUCGCCGUAUCAGGGGAGCCCCUGAAUGUCACGAGCUUUGUCUUGCAGGCAAACUGGCAGAAGCAGUACAACGGCAUGACCUCAUUUGAAACCAAUGAAAUUGGUCACGUAACAUAUACUAUCACCGUCAUGCUUGUUGCCAUCUUCCUACCAGUCGUUCUGUCACUAUUCCGUCUCGUUCCAGCUCUGAGUAGGAGCAUCUCCUGGACUUGGCUCAACUCGGUUCUCAACCAUCCCCCAGCUUGGGGUACAUCCCACCGCUCACCCGUCGCGCCUCACCUGGGAGGAGGCCUUGUUCCAACCCGUGGCCAGCUGCUGUUCAUUCUCCUCAUCAGCCUGCUCAACUUUGUCUUUCUCAUUGCACCAUAUUACAACAUCCAGCCCCAAAGUUCUUUUGCCAGCCUACGCGAGCAGGAAAUCAGCACUAUCGGUAACCGAGCUGGUGUCAUGGCCAUGGGAAACAUGGUUGCUCUCUUGAUCUUUUCAUCUCGAAAUAGUAUUCUUCUGCAACUGACCGACUGGAGUUACGGGACGUAUCUCCUGCUUCAUCGCUGGCUUGGAUACUGGACUAUUCUGCACAUUGUUCUUCACUCGAUUAUGCUGUUGGUGUACUACAAGCUCUUUGGAGACUACGAAGCCGAGCUUGUUCAAGAUUAUUGGAUUUGGGGUGUUGUUGCUACGAUUGCUGCUGUCAUCAUCUGGCCAACUUCUCUGCUUGUCGUUCGACAAAAGGCAUAUGAAGUGUUCCUGGCUACCCACCAGCUCAUGGUCCUGAUUUUCCUCAUCGGAUACUACUACCACAUCUGGUACCGAUAUGACUUCAACUGGGGCUAUGAGAUUUGGAUGUAUAUCGGUUCUGGUAUCUGGGCCUUGGAGCGUCUUGCUCGGGUGGUUCGAAUGGCUGGACGAGGUUUGAAGACUGCCGUCGUCUCGACUGUCGAUGACUCAGAUGGAGAAUAUCUAAAGAUCACCAUCGACGAUGUAUCAGUUCAUGGUGUUGCCUAUCUCUGCUUUCCGACUUUGAGCUGGAGGUUCUGGGAGACUCAUCCUUUCUCCGUUGCUUCUUCACUGUCCUUUGCGGAGCCUGCUUCAGGAAGUGAAAGCAACAUUGGAAAAGAAAAGGACGACAAGGAAGACGCUGCACCACAAUCAGCAGCAAUUUCCCAAGAGAAGGCCGGCCCUGUCUCUAGGGCGACGUUCUAUGUGAGGACGCGCUCAGGCAUGACUGGAAAGCUCCACCAAAAAGUUGCAUCGGCUGGAGGUCUCCUUCGUCUACGAGUUCUUAUCGAGGGCUCAUAUCAUUCCAGCCCCAUUAAUAAGCUGUCCCACUGCUCCGACCUCGUCUGUUUCGCCGGUGGAGUCGGAAUCACCACCAUGUUGCCACUUCUCCACGAGAACGGAACCAGAUCCGCACGCGUGUACUGGGGUUUGAGGAAUGAUUCGCUUCAAAAGGAGCUCAGCCAAGAAAUGUCCGGUUUCCCACCAACAGUUAGUGUUACCACUAGUGUGGGAAAGCGCAUGGACAUUGCGGAAAUUCUUCAAAGCGAGCUAACGGCUAGUGGUGGACGAAGGGAUCCCAUCGGUAUCCUCGUCUCAGGGCCACCAGGCAUGGCGGAUGAUGUUCGGGUUGCUGCUUCGAGUCUUGGACGAUCUGGUGGUUUGAGGAGAGGUUUUGUUCUCAUAGAUGAAGGAUUUAGUUGGUAGCUUUAUCACACGCUUGGUUACUGGUGGAAAGCUAUUUUGCCACUUCAAGUGCCGACACCAGAGCCGAUAUUCCAACCCAGAGGCUAAGGCUGAGCUUGGGACUUGGCGGUGGAGUAAUUGAAGAGAAGAGAUGUUAUAAUAAGAUUGUUCAGAAAAGUA